Molecule: messenger RNA, 1830 nt
Organism: Brugia malayi
Lineage: Eukaryota; Metazoa; Nematoda; Chromadorea; Rhabditida; Onchocercidae
Product: proline oxidase, mitochondrial precursor, putative
Exons: 14
Coding region: 1-1830 (609 amino acids)
Cellular component (GO): mitochondrion
Molecular function (GO): FAD binding; proline dehydrogenase activity; calcium ion binding
Source: RefSeq, a predicted model, not a curated record
AUGCCGGCAAUACUACUACGUCCAAAUAAUUUUACUUCAGUGUUAAACUUUAGAUUAUUGGCGCAUUUGUCAUAUCGCAUGGCAUCAACAGAAGUAUCAUCAUCACAAGCAUCAGCGGCCGUAAAUAUUGAUGAAAUCAAAGAAUGUUACAAUAAGCUAGAUUUAGACUUCAAAAGCACAAAAGCUGCUUUUAAAGGCAAAAAAACAAGCGAAUUAUUACGUAGUCUUAUUGUACUUCCACUUUGUACAGUACAAACAUUAAGAACGAGGGAGGAAUUGCUAUUAGUUGGAUUGAAAAAAAUAUUUGGUGAAAAAUUAUAUGCGAAACUUCUGAAAUCAACGUUUUUCGGACAAUUUGUUGGCGGUGAAACGAUUGAUGAGGUGCAACAGACAAUGAAAAGACUGAAGAGUUGUGGAGUGAAAUCAAUUUUGGAUUAUUGCGUUGAGGCAGAUAUUUCUUCGGAUGAAGCUGAAAAAAAAGCAGUGGAAGGAAUAGUCGGAGGUGAAGCUAAAAUUGAGCCGGUAGGAAGUGUUGUUGACAAAGCAACGGUAGAAAAAACACUGCAGCGUUAUACGGUCCACAAAGAAUUUGGUGAUCGCCGUAAAGACGUUGUUAGCGCAAGAACUUAUUUUUAUGAAAGUGAAGUCCAAUGCGAUAAGAAUUGUGACAUCUUUUGUGCUAGCGUAGAUGCAAUAACUUCGGCAAUCGGCAGUUGGGGAAUUAACUGUAUCAAAUUAACGGCUCUUGGAAGGCCUCAGUUGCUCUUGAAAUUAUCGGAAUUGAUAGCGCAAUCGAAUAAUUUUUACAAAACACUAAUUGGCUCAUCCUGGGACGAUCUUUUGCUUAAUAAAAUCAAAAAAGAAGAAUUUUUGAAGAGAAUUGAAGAUCACGGUGUUCAAAUAGACGAAAUUAUGAUGCAAAAAUGGUUAGAAACAGUAGAUUUUGACGAGAAUGGCUUCGUUGACUUUUACGAUUGGCGUAAACUUAUCGAAGAACAUCAACGGCUCGAUCAAAUAUUUCAGGUGUACAAUGUCAAAACAAAAAGGAUGGAGCCGUUAUUGAACUGUUUGACAGAAGCUGAAUCUCGCGAAACUGUUAAUAUGAUGGAUCGUAUUGUGAGAACAAUUGAAUAUGCAAAAAAGCAUAAUUUACGUACAAUGAUUGAUGCUGAACAGACCUAUUUUCAAGCGGCUAUUUCGAGAUUAGCAAUGGCAAUGAUGAGGAAGUAUAACAAAGAAGACGCUAUAGUUUUUAGCACUUAUCAAGCAUAUUUGAAGAGUUGCUUAAGAAAUGUUGAAUUGGAUUUGCAUUUGGCUAGACGAGAAGGUUUCCAUUUUGGAUGUAAAGUUGUUCGGGGUGCAUAUAUGGAACAAGAAAGGAAACGUGCUGCUGCUUUAAAUUACGAUGAUCCAGUGAAUCCGAAUAUUGAAGCAACUGCAGAAAUGUAUAGAAAAGUGAUGCAAAGAAUAAUUAAAGAAAGUCAGGAACGAAGUCCUGGAAGUAUAUCGGUAAUGGCUGCAACACAUAAUGAACAAAGCACUAAAAAUGUGGUCGAGAUGAUGCGUGAAGCUAAUAUAUCACCUUCAAGUGAAACUGUCUCUUUUGCCCAACUUUAUGGAAUGUGUGAUCAGAUUUCAUAUUCACUCGGGAAUGCUGGUUAUUCUGUAUACAAAUAUGUACCUUAUGGAUCUAUCGAUAAAGUUUUACCUUAUCUUUCUCGCAGGGCACAAGAAAAUGCUUCUGUUUUAGGCAAAAUUAGACGGGAAGUCGGUUUAAUGUCCCGGGAAUUAUUACGGAGGAUUUUUACUUUCGGUGGAAGAUUCGAUUGA